AUGGGCCUUCACUUCGGUAACCUGGCUCGGGUUCGUCAUGUUAUCACCUACAGCCUCUCGCCCUUCGAACAGCGCGCCUUCCCCAACGUCUUCUCUCACGGGCUGCCCAACGUCUGGCGGCGUUUCAGGUCUCAGGUCUUCAAGGUGGCGCCCCCCUUUCUGGGAGGCUAUCUCCUUUAUUCCUGGGGAACAGAAGAGUUUGAGAGACUGAAGAGGAAGAACCCCGCUGACUAUGAAAAUGACCAGUAA
Molecule: messenger RNA, 249 nt
Organism: Cariama cristata (Red-legged seriema)
Lineage: Eukaryota; Metazoa; Chordata; Aves; Cariamiformes; Cariamidae
Product: cytochrome b-c1 complex subunit 8
Exons: 2
Coding region: 1-249 (82 amino acids)
Biological process (GO): mitochondrial electron transport, ubiquinol to cytochrome c
Source: RefSeq, a predicted model, not a curated record